Messenger RNA from Erythranthe guttata (spotted monkey flower), 1220 nucleotides. The record is from RefSeq and is a predicted model, not a curated record. NCBI's taxonomy places the organism in Eukaryota, Viridiplantae, Streptophyta, Magnoliopsida, Lamiales, Phrymaceae.
AACAUGCAAUGAUAAUAUAACAAAGACAUGUCCCAGUGUUAUCCACAUUAUCUGUACUAUAUUUGUGAAAGCAAUUUGGCAUAUUCUCCCCACUAUUAUCAACAAUUUUGGACAUAUAUAUAUAUAUAUAUAAAACAAAAUACAUCUUAUUAUUUUUCAACAAAAAGAUUUCUUAAGCAUAUAUCAAAUCAAAGGACCAUAAUUUAAUUGUGCCGCAGCUACCUGCAACCAAAAAAAGCAUUUCAUAACUAUAAGAGAACUAAAUUCACACACACACACACACACACACACACACACACACACACACACACACAGAGAGGGGUUAUCUUAAUCCAAUCCUCUCUCACUCAACCUUGUUCAUAUUGUAUAAUCAAUAAUGUAACUUUUGUCUUGUUUACCUUAUCCUCAUUGUCUAUACUUCCAAUAUUAGCACCCCAUAAUAGUACCAAACACAACUGCAUAAACUUCUCCUUCACUGCAUAAAUCACUCGAAAAAAUCACAACAAACUCCGCCCUUCUUCCCCUCCAAAAGAAACACCGCCACCACCCGCCAUGGGAGACCCUCCGAGCCCCUAUGCACCACCACCACCUCCACCACCAAGACAAAACCUACCCAUGCUAUACUACGGCCUCGUAAUCAUCUGUACAGCGGCAAUUAUCCUCGCUCUCUACAAUCUCGUCAUAGUCCAGUGGUGCACAGACAUGACCAACCGUGGGUCCCGACAGAGGCGGGCGGGCGGCCCCACCUCCAGCUGGCGGUUUCGUAACUCGAGCGUAAACCCUGUUCCCAGUUUCAAGUACAAGAGAGAAGAUGCAGAAGGUGGGGAUACUGAAUGUGCAGUUUGCUUAUCAGUUUUCGAAGAAGGUGAAGAACUAAGGCAAAUGCCGAAGUGCAAGCACAACUUUCAUGCUCCUUGUAUUGACAUGUGGCUGUAUUCCCACAUGGACUGUCCCCUUUGUCGUUCUCCGGUGGGUCCGCCGGGUCCCGUUCUCCACUAAUCGGAGCAUUCUCAUCUAGGUGCAGGCACAUUGGUUUAGAAUAAACUAAUCCCUUUUCGAUCAACCGGUGUCAUUGUGUAUAUAAACAAUAUUCUUUUGUCAAUAUUACGGUUUAUGCAAACAUGGCAUGAAUUCUGAUGAAAGCUGAUUUGUCAGAAUUCUUAUAGUAAAUUGUUCGAUCUAAAAUUCGAUUGUUUCUAGUUCAAAAAUUUUAGUCUUGA